This is a messenger RNA of Thamnophis sirtalis, 966 nucleotides long. The record is from RefSeq and is a predicted model, not a curated record. Lineage: Eukaryota; Metazoa; Chordata; Lepidosauria; Squamata; Natricidae.
GGAAAGAUGAAGAAUUUGUUCUCAAGUUGAUCAACCGACCCAUUCUAGUGCUUCGUGGGGCUCAUGGCUUUGUCUGCUACCAUCGCAACUCCAACUUGUUGGAUGCCAACCGUUCCAUCUAUGAUGUCUUCCACCUCAAUUUUAGUGAUGGUGCUUACCAGGUCAAAGGCCUCAAUGACAGGUUCUGGUACGUGGCUAGCAAUGGCACCGUGUGCAGCGAUGGCGAGACUUCUGAGGACUUCUUCUUUGAGUUCCGUGAGUGCAGCCAGGUGGCCAUUAAAGGGAAGAAUGGCAAAUACCUACGAGGAGACCCAGCUGGAACCCUGCGGGCUGAUGCUGAUACCCUAAACUGUGCGACAUUUUGGGAGUACUGAGCCCCUCCCACAAGGCUUGAGAUGCUCCAGAGCCCAGCCUGGUGCCCAAGCCUGGACACUUGGGUGGCAUGUGAGAGGGGAAGGUCAGUUCUGGCACCUGGACUUGAGGGGCCUUACGCUUCCAUAUCCUGCAAGGAAAAAGAUGGCUCCGGAUAGAGGAACCUCUUCACCCAGGGGUAUUUUUAUUUUUAUUUUGGUCUUUCUUGCCUAAGUUUAGAAGUGACACACUAGUAAGACUCCUAGAAGGAGGUUACUGUGCUGUGCCUGACUAAGUCGCAGAGGUUGUAUUUCCCUAUCAGUUUCCCUAGGGCAUCCUUGUUUUUUUCCUCCAGAGGUGUCAUACCUUACAAGACAUCCAAUGUAGGUAUGUCAAUGUUCCAGGAAACAUGGGUAUGCAAAACAAAGGAGACACGACAGUUUCAGGAUUCAUUGCAAAUGUGGAAAGUCAGCUAGCUGGAUGCAAUAACUGAAGACACAUAUGUUAGGGGUGCUCCCAAUUCCCAACACAAUAAAGGCUUGGGUAUUUAUCUGCUCCUUAAAAUCUGGUAUUUUAAAGCUAAGUAGCAAUAGACCCAGGACAUGCCUAUAUUCU